GUGCCUUGGUUUGAAACCUGUAAUUUAGCUGGAUUUUUCUUAAUGGAAUAGAGGAACAACUGGAAUCAGGUAGACUAGCUGUAAAGAAAAAGACAAAGGCAGGAAAAAGAGAAAGAAAGAAAGAAUACCAAAUGUUAGAUAUUCAAAGGCCUAGAUUAAAUUGGUCUUACUAAACCUGUCAUGAGAAAUGGAUCAGUUGGAUUAUGGAUUGUUAUUUUGUAUUUUGCAUUCAUUUCUUAUUAAUGAAAUUGCUAUGUAAUAUUGGGAUAUUUGGGUAACAAGGUAAAUUUAGAGUAUUUGAGGUUUUUAAGAGAUUUACAAUACAGCAAAAGCAAAUUAUGGAAACUAGUUUGGAUGAAGAUGAAAUUUCUUCAUAUUCUUCUGAACUAGCUUUUCUGGAGUGAGUAUGAUGCAUCAGCAUCAUCAUCAUCAUCACAUCAUUAUAAUCUAAAAUUUCCCCAUAUGGAAAUGGGUUGAAAACAAGUAAUUUCAGGCUUGAAGUAGUAUGUGUUUUCAGAGUUGGAGGAAGGAUGGAGGAAAAUGGUUUGUUUUUUCAGCUGGAGCAUAUACUUUCAAGUUAUACAUUUUAUGCUUGUAAUGGGAACUAAACAACAGAACAGGUUAGUACUUAGUACUUAUAUAGUUAUGUUUUCUUUAAGAUCUUCGUUGUUUAAAUUUUUUCCUCUCAUUCUCAAUUUUGGAGCUAAUUGAAUAUCUCCAAUUUUCUUAGCCUGAGACCAAUUAUUGGGAUUCUGUCGUGCACAUUCUUUUAGAAACACCAGGAAUGAGGAUAUUCUGGUUACAAUGGUGAUCCUUCAGGUUUACAACACUUUUGUGAUAGAGUUGUUGAUGGUAUUGGGGCAAUUUUCUUGGCUUUAGAAUGACAGCCUGUUAUUUGGUAACAAUGAACCUCUGAUAUUGCAAAAAGAAUUGAACAAGAACAGUGGUGAGCAGAAUUUCAAACUUCAUAACCUGCAUGGCUAUUGCUUGCAAAUGAAUAAUUUCUUACCACUAUUUAUAGCUGAUAUAGAUUUAUAGGUUCUGUUUUGCUUUAUUUAGUUCACAGGUUUGCAUCUUUUUUUCUUUCCCUUUGUAUCAGUUUCCAGUGGUUCCGAUUUAUGAUACCCAUGUCUAUUAUGUUUAACUUAUCAAUAUGGAUUUUAGUUCUAUAUCCUGGGUGGGACACUCUGGACUUGGUUCUCUUUACUAUUUUAAGAAACUGAUCGUUCUCUGUUAUCAACUUAUUUAUUUGCUUAUUGUUUUUUUGGGUGUACCAGCAAGAAAGUGGCCUUUUUUACUUCAGACGAACUGUAGCAUUGUCAUUUGUGUGGUUCCUUUAUACAGGGAAUGCCCUGUGCUGUGUUGUUGGUGCAUGAUGGUUGAAAUGGAGCUCAUUCAUUACACUAAUUUCUGUAAGCAAUGGUUCAUGAGUUGAUAGGCAUCCAGAAUAAUAAAGCAGAUCUGAGAAACAUUAGCAAGUUUCCUAAAGAUCAGCAGGAGGUUGUACUAUCAUCUGAACUAGCUGUGUUCUUUAAAGCUAACAUGCAUGUUGGAGAUAUUGGAAUGAAUAUCAAAAGAAUGGUGGAUGAAUUUCAGCAAAUUUCAAAAGAAGACAUCCCUAAAUUUGUUGACAAUUAUCCUCAGUACAGAAAUAUGCAUGGCAAUGUUUCAAAGCAUGUGACUAUGGUCUUAGAAACGAGCAAAGAUAGUUGAAGAGCGAAAGCUCAUGUUAGUUUCACAAAGAGAGCAAGAGUUGGCUUGUAAUGAUGGGCAAGUGGCUGCAUUUGAGGUAUAGGCCUAUUGCUAUAGACAUCAAGCAUUUUAUAGCCCUAUCCUUAGAUAUUGGGGGGGGGAGAAAUGUAAAAACACAUAAAAAGCAUAACAUAAUAGAGAAUUCGACAAAAUAUAGUAAAAGAGCAUGAGAGAGUCAUAAUGACCUUUUAACAUUAAAAACUAAGGUGGAGAUCAGACACAAGAAAACUUUCUAGUCAAUGAAAAAAAAAAACAUGGAACUUAGUUUGUUAUCCUUUUUCUUUUAUGGGUAGAACUUAGUUUGUUAUCCUUAUUCUGUGGCAUUCACAAAUCAAGGGAGAAAAGAGAAUUUAAGGGAUCGAGGGAGGUUCAUAGAAGGGAAUCAGCCACUUAAAAGUCCCCAAAAAAGAUCAUCUUCUUCUUGUUCAAUAAAAUUAUUAUGUUGCCUUCGACUUGCUGGUGUAAAGAUUGGUGAUCCAAGAAAUAAUCUCCAGUUUUUGCUUCAAGAAUUAAA
Molecule: messenger RNA, 2266 nt
Organism: Vitis vinifera (wine grape)
Lineage: Eukaryota; Viridiplantae; Streptophyta; Magnoliopsida; Vitales; Vitaceae
Product: vacuolar protein sorting-associated protein 45 homolog
Exons: 3
Coding region: 1420-1713 (97 amino acids)
Biological process (GO): vesicle-mediated transport; intracellular protein transport
Cellular component (GO): Golgi membrane
Source: RefSeq, a predicted model, not a curated record